This is a messenger RNA of Xiphias gladius (swordfish), 2025 nucleotides long. RefSeq names its product gamma-aminobutyric acid receptor subunit gamma-3-like. Gene Ontology annotation, cellular component: GABA-A receptor complex; neuron projection; dendrite membrane. The record is from RefSeq and is a predicted model, not a curated record. Gene Ontology annotation, molecular function: benzodiazepine receptor activity; inhibitory extracellular ligand-gated monoatomic ion channel activity; GABA-gated chloride ion channel activity. NCBI's taxonomy places the organism in Eukaryota, Metazoa, Chordata, Actinopteri, Istiophoriformes, Xiphiidae. The transcript is spliced from 10 exons. The coding region runs from base 32 to 1387 and encodes 451 amino acids. Gene Ontology annotation, biological process: regulation of postsynaptic membrane potential; gamma-aminobutyric acid signaling pathway; signal transduction.
CUGUGAUCAGAGGUGAUCCGCGCGUGGGAAAAUGACCGGCGAGUUUGCGCUCGUCCUCUUCACACUCCUGCUCGUUCAAGGUGCUCGUUGCGAUCUACUGGAAUAUGGCGACGACGAUGAAGAUCACCAUGAUGUCACUGUCAAUCAGAUGCUGGUUCCCAGGUCGCACCAGGAGGACGCCACGCUCAUACUGAACAAUCUGCUCAAGGAGUACGACAAGACGCUCCGGCCAGACAUUGGAGUGAAACCAACAGUCAUCGACGUGGGCAUAUAUGUCAACAGCAUCGGGCCCGUGUCAUCCAUCGAUAUGGAGUACCAGAUCGAUAUUAUCUUCGCCCAGACCUGGGUGGAUACUCGCCUGCGGUAUAACAGCAGCAGCAUGCGGAUUCUAACCCUCAACAGCAAUAUGGUUGGCUUGAUCUGGCUGCCCGACACCAUCUUUAGGAAUUCCAAGACUGCCGACUCUCACUGGAUAACGACACCCAAUCAGCUGCUCCGGAUCUGGAACAAUGGAAAAAUACUCUACACACUGAGGAUGACCAUCAACGCAGAAUGCCAGCUGCAGCUCCAUAAUUUCCCCAUGGACGAACACUCCUGUCCCCUCGUCUUCUCCAGCUAUGGCUACCCGCGGGACGAGAUUGUGUACAAGUGGAGGCGAAACUCAGUGGAAACUUCAGAUCAGAAAUACUGGAGGCUUUACCAGUUUGAUUUCAUGGGGCUCAGGAACACCACAGAUGUGCUCACAACGACAGCAGGUGACUAUGUGUUGAUGACAGUGUACUUUGACCUCAGCAGAAGGAUGGGCUACUUCACUAUCCAGACCUACAUCCCCUGCAUCCUGACGGUGGUCCUCUCCUGGGUCUCCUUCUGGAUUAAGAGCGACGCUACGCCUGCAAGGACGGCCCUAGGUAUCACCACAGUGCUGACCAUGACCACCCUGAGCACAGUGGCCAGAAACUCGCUACCCAGAGUGUCCUACGUGACAGCCAUGGACCUGUUCGUCACGGUCUGCUUCCUGUUCGUCUUUGCUGCCAUGAUCGAGUACGCAAUGCUCAACUACUACUCCUACAGUAUACGCAGACCUCCUGCCAAGACGCAGAGAAUGACAUACUCAUCUUUCAACAUGGGUCGCAACACUCGAUCCAUGAUGCCCAUGGGCAACUCCCUCUUCUGGCACGACUACGAUGACAACUGCCUGUACGAGUGCCUGGACGGGAAGGACUGUAAGAGCUUCUUCUGCUGCUACGAAGAGUGUAAAGAAGGUGGCUGGAAGAAAGGACGGAUCCACGUCAACAUCCGCGAGCUGGAUUCCUACUCUCGGGUUUUCUUCCCCACGUCCUUCUUGCUCUUCAACAUCGUCUACUGGGUCAGCUACCUGUACCUCUAGUCGGUCACGGGCCUUGAUCCGGGGGGCCUUGCUGAAACAGCCACAGUCCCCGCCACUUUGCACCUUCGGUCAUGAGUAGAGUUCAAAACUAAUGGAAGACGAAAUGAGGUAGAUCGACUCUGUGGGAAGUGUGUGAAACAUGCUGCCUCUGGAUUCUUCAUUUUUGGUAUGACUCAAAAAUGUGUGUGUGCUGUUGUGCACAAUGAUACUUUGAGCCGUGGUGCUCCAAGGAGAAUAAAAUGCUCAGCAGUAGAACAACAAGGCCGUCAGCAUUAACUUGAAUGGAUAGGUCCCACUUAUGACUCUCAGAAACCAAACAACACACAGCUGUGGCUUCAGAGACAUUUGGGGACGGGGGUUGAAUUGCUGAAUCUUGGUCGUCGAGAUCGCGAAGCACCCACAGUGCCUUCUUUAGAAAGGGUGCGGCACCGAGAGAUGCAGCUUCAGCGUUCCCACCAUUAUCUUUAUUACCUCAUCCAUCACACCGCCGCAUGCUGAGCUGUUUAUUCUUUGAUGAAACAAACCCAGAACACAGUUCUCACCACUGGAGAUGUUUAAAACUAACAUUCACCAUUCAUUUUGUAGCACAUUAGUUUUAGUUGUACCCUAGAUUUAGUUCUCCUUUCUAAUAAUAGUAA